AUGGCAAAAAACGACGCGAUCGUGAUUCCGUAUUAUCGACCGGAUUUAGUGAGAAUCGCAAUUCUAAUCGAGAUGAGCUCAUUGAUUUUUCUGAUGAUCGCUGUACUCACCUACAUCAGAAUACUGAGAAGACGAGAGUUUUGCCAUAAAAAUUUGCUUGUCCUACUGUUGGCUCAUCCAUGCACACAUAUCACUUUUUUAUUGUUGAGAGCUGUGCGACAUGUUCUAUUCUUUACGGGUUAUCUCAACAACACCAUCAUCACUUAUAUCAAUUUCGCUUCGGAUACGUGUGUCAGCACGACUUUCAUCAUCGUUUUGGCGUACUCGAUCGAGCGGGUGAUCGCCAUGAAAUACGUGCACACUUAUGAGCAAAUGUGGGUGAAAUGGCCGACUCUCGGAAUCACACUCUAUGUCGCAUCGCUUCUCUAUUCUCUUUUCCUAAUCAUUUUAUGGAAUGCUCGUUUGUUGAAUAAUUUGAUGACAUAUGGUGCUCAAUAUUUUCUCUUCACAACGGCCACUAUUUUUUUCAUCUCAUUACGAAUAAGAAGUGGAAAAAUCUAUCGAUCGGUUGCUGAUAAAAAGGAUUCAACUGUGAAUGAGAGAUAUCUUUCGGCGAGAAAUCUGAAAGCGGCGAAACUAUUGAUCCGUCUCGCUCCAUUCAAAUGUAUCACCAACUAUUUCUCGUUGGCCGUUUAUUUUUGGUGUUUCGAGAUGCAUUCACCCUUUUAUUUCCCUCUCUACAGUUCCAUUUAUUUCUUCGCCAGUCACAUUCAGUUAUACGUGCAAAUGUUGCUAACAAUUUACGGGCAUACUGUGCUCAAAGAGGAAUUUCGCUCGUUUUUCGGUGGCCAAAGAAAAUCCGAGCCAGAAGAGAUUUACAAUGUGCUGGGAAAUAAAAUGAUAUUCAAUAAAGCCGAGCAGAAUGAGGUGGAUAUU
Molecule: messenger RNA, 936 nt
Organism: Mesorhabditis belari
Lineage: Eukaryota; Metazoa; Nematoda; Chromadorea; Rhabditida; Rhabditidae
Source: the annotation of a GenBank genome assembly